Molecule: messenger RNA, 2538 nt
Organism: Aphidius gifuensis
Lineage: Eukaryota; Metazoa; Arthropoda; Insecta; Hymenoptera; Braconidae
Exons: 1
Coding region: 876-1967 (363 amino acids)
Biological process (GO): DNA integration
Molecular function (GO): nucleic acid binding
Source: RefSeq, a predicted model, not a curated record
CCAUACCUCGCCUUGAGCUUUGUGGAGCUCAAGUAUUGACUCAACUAUAUAAAGAAGCUUCAAGCUCUUUCAAUUUUGUACCGUCAAAAAUAAUUUUUUGGUGUGACUCUACUGUUGUUUUACACUGGUUGAAAACUCCGCCUAACCUAUUAAAUGUUUACGUUGCCAAUCGAGUAGCUAAUAUUCAAGAAUUGUCUGAAAAAGCUUGUUGGCGUCACGUAAAAUCUGAGGACAAUCCAGCUGACGCUCUAUCACGAGGUCAGUUGCCUCAAGCAUUAGUUGACAACCAACAAUGGAGUUUUGGUCCUUCUUGGCUUCAAGAAGCUGAAGCCCAGUGGCCUGAGCCCAUUGAAAUUCUCGAUAAAACUAAUUUAGAAUACAAGAAAAAUGUUUGCUUAAUUAUUUCUGAGCAACAUUUUUCCAUAAUCAAUACCUUAAUAAAAAAUUGCUCGACUUAUCAAAAAUUAUUAAGAACAUAUGCGUAUGUACGAAGGUUUAUCCUCGCCUUAAAAAUACGCUGUUCUAAGACAGAUGACAAAUCAUCUGAAAUACUUCAAAAUAAAUUUUUAUCAAGUCAAGAGAUUGCUCAAGCUGAGCAUGAGCUUUCAAUCCGGAUUCAAGGUGUAUAUUUUGAGACGGAAAUUAAAAUUUUUAGCUCGCAAAUUCAAAGUAAAAAUACACGAUUUAAUAAUCUAUGUCCAUUUCUCGACGAGAAAGGCCUACUACGCGUAGGUGGGCGUUUAAAACGAGCUAAAAUUUCCUAUAAUCGAAAACAUCCUAUUUUAUUACCGUCUAAAAAUUAUUUCACUGACUUAAUUAUAAAAGACAUUCAUUUUAGACAAUUACACUCAGGUAUACAAACUACCUUAAAUGCCAUGCGUCAACGUUUUUGGGUACUUGAUGGAAGAAAUCAAGUACGCCAAGUCAUACGUAAGUGCAUGACCUGUUUCCGCUUUAUAGCUGAAGCAGAAAAAUUCAAAAUGGCUGACCUGCCAGAAGAUCGAGUCAAUGCCCGAAAUGUAUUUAAAAAUGUCGGUAUUGACUAUUGCGGUCCAUUUUUCAUAAAAGAGAAAAAAUUCCGUAAUACAACUAAAAUAAAAAUAUAUGUAUGUGUCUUUGUGUGUAUGUCCGUAAAGGCAGUACACUUAGAAGUAGUUAGUGACCUAACAACUGAAGGUUUUUUAGGAGCGUUGCGGCGAUUCAUUGCAAGACGCGGUACCCCUGUUAAAAUCUAUUCAGAUAACGGUACCAAUUUUAACGGUGCGAAAAAUCAAUUAAAAGAAUUAUAUAAUUUACUAAAUUCUGAUGAGCAUAAACAUCUGGUGCAUAACUUUACAGCGUCACAUAUACCACGAAUAUCAUGGAAUUUUAUUCCACCAUUAUCACCUCAUCUAGGGGGACUGUGGGAAUCCACAGUAAAAUUAUUUAAACAUCAUCUCAAACGGGUAGUAGGUGAAUCACUUUUCACAUAUGAAGUAUUCACCACCUUCACCACUGAGGUUGAAGGUAUUUUAAAUUCAAGACCUCUCACACAGAUGUGCUCUGAUCCAAAUGACCUUAAUGUCCUUACACCUGCACAUAUUCUAAUCGGUGAACCUAUUCGAAACUUGCCGGAACAAGAUUACACUGAUACACCCACUAAUAGAUUAUCAUUUUGGGAACAUAUUACCAAGAUGAAACAACAUUUCUGGGCUCGUUGGCAUAUUGAAUAUUUACACGAGUUACAGAAACGUCAUAAAUGGGCUAAGGACACCGCUAACAUUAAGGUUGGCGAAAUAGUCCUCCUGGUGGAGAAAAAUGCUCCGUGUACUAGUUGGCCACUUGGACGAGUGAUCGAGUUAUAUCCAGGAGCUGACCAAGUAGUCAGAACCGCAGUCGUGAAGACGGCCAAUGGGACCUACACCAGAUCAGUCACAUUGCUGUGCCCGCUGCCAUUCAAUGACGUCACACCAGUUCCAAACCAAUAAUUAUCAAUAUUUGUGUCUUUUUAUUAUGUAAUCUGUUACAGGAGGAAUUGGAACCAGUACAUAUUAAAUUAAAAUUAAAAAAAAAAAAAAGAAUAUAUAUAUAUAUAUAAUGAUAAUAAUAAUAAUUAGGAUAUUUUCUGUAUAAUAUGCUAAAUUUAAUUGAUCAUAUUACUAUGUAAUUAUUUCAAUCUAGAAUCAUGAUAUUUAAACUAACGUCAUAGGUCAAUAAUUUAAUCAAUUAGAUUUUCGAUUUUUCUGAGGUUUAAUUAAUAAUUAGAAUAAUUAUGUUUUCAAUUUUUCUAAAUGACCAAUUUUCUAAAUUUCUAAUUUGAUUAUAUUUUCAAUUUUUUCAAACUAUCGAUUGUCAUAAUUCAAUUAUAAUAUGUUUGUAAUUAAUAUAUUAGGAAUAUAAGAUAGUGUACUGGCCAGGUUUUACCAUGGUUUCCCUGAGCCUUUUACGGAAUCGGGUACACUCAAAAAGACGAUGCCAUGGGUGCACAAGCACAUCGCACUUACACUGAUAAUUAUUAUAUCAAAUUAUCAAAUAUAAAAAUAUUUUUUAUCAUCAUGU